Molecule: messenger RNA, 2301 nt
Organism: Cryptomeria japonica (Japanese cedar)
Lineage: Eukaryota; Viridiplantae; Streptophyta; Pinopsida; Cupressales; Cupressaceae
Product: cysteine-rich receptor-like protein kinase 44
Exons: 7
Coding region: 154-2145 (663 amino acids)
Biological process (GO): protein phosphorylation
Molecular function (GO): protein kinase activity; ATP binding
Source: RefSeq, a predicted model, not a curated record
GAACAAAAUAUUCCUUCAGGACUUGACGAUAGCGAUACGGUUGUUUGGCUUUACAGGCCUGACUUACAGAUUGAUUGAUUCCUCACUGUAUUGAUAAAGUUGUUUGCCAUUAUCUCUCAUCUAUCCUGCAAAAACAGGUGGAGCAACACAAACAUGAACAUCAGGAGACCCACCACUUGUUUCUUCUUUCUCUGCAUCAUCAUCGUCUUCUCCAAUACCCAUCUACGCCCAUGCAAGGCAGCAAAAAGCGUUUGCAAUGGCGCCCAUUACACAAACGGUAGUAAAGUGGAGAGAAAUAUCAAUACAGUGGUUAAUCAUCUUGUUCAACACACAUCCUCCUCAGGGGGUUUCAACACUACAGUGGAAGGUCAAGAUCAGGAUCAGAUUUUUGGGCUCCUCCAAUGCAGAGGAGACACCACAGGGAAAGAAUGUGAGGCUUGUUCAAUGGAGGCAAACAGAACAAUUCGACAACAGUGUGGGAAUUCUCUAGGCGGUAGAGUUUGGCUUGAAAAGUGCUACUUGCGCUUUGAGCACAACAACUUCCUUGGAGAUCUGGACACUACCUCCUAUCUAGUCCAAAGCAAUCUUCUCAACUCCACAGAUCCUGAAGCUUUUGGCUCCGCAGUUAAGGCUCUUAUGUCCGAUUUGUCAGUUGAAGUGACUGCAUCAUCUAAUCUCUAUUCUUCUAAUUGGAGUGGAGAUGAUUCUUCCUCUACGAAGAUUUAUGGUCUUGUACAGUGCUGGAGAGACAUCUCUGUUGAGGGCUGCGCAUCUUGUUUAGACAACGCAAUCCGUAAUCUGGUGGAGGUGACAAAUGGGGCACAUAAUCUUGGAGGUGUGGUUUACUCUGGAAGUUGUACUGCUCGUUAUGAUACUUACCCUUUCUUUACACUGUCUUCAAAUGGGCAGAACACAUCACCGUCAAAAAAGUCUUCAAACAAAAUCCCCAUCAUUGGGGGCUCUCUUGGCGGCUUCCUAAUCCUCGUUUUAUUAGGAGGGAUGUUUGCAGCGCGAAGAAAAUUGAAGUCUGCAAUAUCUGGGAAGAGUACAACUCCCAACCGAGGAAAUGAGCGCAUGCAAAGUGACAACGUAAUCAAUGAAGAUUUUCAAGUAGUAUUUAAUUUGGAAACAUUGGUAGAGGCAACCAGAAAUUUCCACGAGGAGAACAAGCUGGGAGAGGGAGGAUUUGGCCCUGUAUACAAGGGUACUAUGCCAGAUGGAAGAGAAGUAGCAGUGAAGAAACUGUCUACAAAAUCUUCCCAAGGGAACAAAGAAUUUUUAAACGAGGUUAAACUCGUUGCGAAAAUUCAGCAUCGAAAUCUUGUGAAUCUGCUUGGAUGUUGUGUAGAGAGAUCAGAAAGGUUGCUUGUUUACGAAUACUUAGCCAACAAAAGCCUUGACAAGAUACUCUUUCAUGCCCAAAGGAGUAAAGAGCUGGAUUGGCAGAAGCGUUUAAACAUCAUAACUGGAGUAUCCCGUGGACUUCUUUACUUGCACGAAGAUUCUCAGUUGCGAAUCAUUCAUCGGGACAUCAAAGCAAGUAAUAUUUUGUUGGAUGAGGAAAUGAAUCCCAAGAUAGCAGACUUUGGCUUAGCAAAAUUGUUUCCAAAAAGUCAGACUCAUAUUAGCACUCGAGUUGCUGGAACAUACGGUUAUUUGGCACCAGAAUAUGCCAUGCACGGGAAAUUAUCUUCUAAAGCUGAUGUAUAUAGUUUUGGUGUUGUACUUCUGGAAGUUGUGAGUGGGAGAAAGAAUAACAAUACCAAACUAGCCACAGAAGAUCAAAAUCUUUUGUCAUUGGCAUGGAGAUGUUACAGCAGAGGAAAUAGUUUAGAUGUGAUUGAUAAAGAGAUAAUAGACAAGUGCCCUAAAGAGCAAUGUAUAAGAUGUAUUCAUGUGGGUUUGCUCUGCACACAGGCAGAUGCAUCACUUCGUCCACCCAUGUCAAUUGUGUAUUCAAUGCUUUCAAACACUUCUUUCACUAACUUGCCAAAUCCUACAAAGCCCGCUUUUGUAAAUGUUACACAUGGAGUAACAGGAGGAGAUCUAUCGCAUGGAUCUAGAGUAAUAAAUUCAAUAUCUAUAUCAUCAUCAUCUGCACCGUCUGUCAAUGAUGCUUCCGUCACAGAGUUGCGAGCCAGAUAAGCAGCAAUAGCUAUCAGAUAAAUCUAGUUGAUCUCUAUAAACAAUUUGAUGUAAUCUAAUUGCUUUUGCAUCUAUAUAGUUUAGAGACAUCUCUUUUUGGAAGAUUUCUCAAUCUUCUUAAAUUAAAGAAUUUAUGUAAAAUCCUUAUUGAGAAUU